This is a messenger RNA of Tripterygium wilfordii, 1919 nucleotides long. Its product is annotated as GATA transcription factor 11-like. The transcript is spliced from 3 exons. Gene Ontology annotation, biological process: regulation of DNA-templated transcription. The coding region runs from base 339 to 1325 and encodes 328 amino acids. NCBI's taxonomy places the organism in Eukaryota, Viridiplantae, Streptophyta, Magnoliopsida, Celastrales, Celastraceae. Gene Ontology annotation, molecular function: zinc ion binding; sequence-specific DNA binding. The record is from RefSeq and is a predicted model, not a curated record.
GCUGUUAAGGAGAGACCCCGCAACCAUCCCUUCAUAAUCAUGGAUUCAUAUGCUAAUAAUUAAUAUUUCUCACUUCACUCUCUCUGCCUCCCUCUCGCAGUCUCGCCCGCCCAAAAAGUAGAAUCCCUAGCUCGGAUAAGAUCUGAACCAUCGUCGACUCUCAACCUCUCUCUUCGCUUACCUUUCUCGUUCUACUUGUCUCUGUCUCUCUAUCCCUCUCUCGUACUGCAACAAGCUAUGCUGUUCUGAUGGACAGUCUCGUGCUCGGUUUCGCCUUUCGCUGUAGGGUUUUGAUGUGAAAAUGGGUUGCAUGGAUUGAUUUCUGGGAAUUAGGGUUUAUGACGCCUAAGGAUUCAGAGACUAUGAAUGGUUCUUGGUUCUUUAACGAAAAUUUCAAUGGUGUUCCGGAUGAGUUCUUCGAUGACCUUAUUAUACAAGCUGAUUUCCCUUUGGAAGACCUGGAACCAAACAAUGAAGGAGAAGACUGGGAAAUCGAAUUCCAAAGUCUUGAGCCCCCACCUGCGAAUAUUUUGGUAAGUUUGUGCAAUAGUUUUUGUGAUGAUGUUUGCAAGGAUGCUUUUCCAGUUUCCGAAAGAUUGGGAAAUGAACCUAAGGCUAAACCAUGGUCGGGGACUACUGAAUCCUCCUCCCGCAAAAGCAUUCACCCCCAAAGUGAUGCUUCUGAUGAAAAAAAUUCACGCGUGUUUCAGACCUCAAGUCCAGUGUCUGUCCUUGAAAACAGCAGCUCUUCCUUGGUUGAAAAUCCCAUAUCCUAUCGCCCAAAAUUUAUCCCAAUGAAGCGACCGCGAAACAAGCGUCCACGGCCUUCAACCUUCAAUCCGUGUCGUAUGCUCCCUUUUAUCACCUCCACUUUCUCAGCUUCCAGAUCUCAUACUUUGGCUGCUUCUGAGUCAGUAUCCAAAACCUACUAUGUGCAGACAGCGGAGAAAACAUUGGAUGUUGCCAAGAAGAAACAGAAGAAGAAGAACCUGACUCUGCUUUCAUGUGAGAUGGAGCUUGAGAAAUCCUCUUCACGGCGGCCAUCCUCUCAGCCACCAGGUCUAACCAGAAAAUGCACUCAUUGUGAGGUGACAAAGACCCCACAAUGGAGGGAGGGCCCACUUGGGCCAAAAACUCUUUGCAAUGCUUGUGGGGUUCGUUACAGGUCUGGUCGCCUCCUCCCUGAAUAUCGUCCUGCUGCAAGUCCAACUUUUGUCCCAUCAUUGCACUCCAACUCCCAUAAAAAGGUUGUUGAGAUGAGAACUAAUGCUUGUCAGCCGCCCACUACAGUUGUAAGGGAGAAUACAAUGGCUUCCUCUGGUUAGAACUUUGUUUAAUUUUUUUCUUAGGAUGGUAAGCUUUGUAGUCGGGAGUUUUCUUGUUUCUCCUGUUUUAGUCUCUAUUCAAUUUUAGGUUGAUUUGUUUCUUGUACAUUAGUCGAAUAAGUGCGAUGAAACUUAGAUGAGCCCAUAUUUGGCAGCAGGGAGAAGUCCAGAAAUUACUUGAAGAAGUAGCUAGAGAAUUCAAGAUAGAUGUUCGAAUUAGGGUAAUUGUUUCUUAUGCCCUAUUUGUGAUGUUUAACGUGUUUUGAACCCUUUUAGGAAAAGAGCAAGUUGGAGAAGUCGUAGAAGUGAGGGAGUGGAGCUUAGAGGAGCUAUUAGGUCUUAAAAUAAAUAUAUACUAUUUGUUUAUUCUUGAAUGAGGAUGGUAGAAGAUAUCUGAACUACUGGUGGGAGCCUCCAUGGUUUUCAGGUCCUGUUUGGUUCGCAGAGAUGUAAUUCUGUUGCCCAAUGCAUCGCUAGAUUUGCUUUAAAGUGUUCAAUUUCAUUCCAUGUAUUUGGAAUACAUCACAUGAGCCUUAUUGGCGGAUUUGGUGCCGCAUAUUUCUUAAUGAUAUACAGAUUUCCUUUCGGAAAAAA